This is a messenger RNA of Musca vetustissima, 552 nucleotides long. RefSeq names its product GEL complex subunit OPTI. Lineage: Eukaryota; Metazoa; Arthropoda; Insecta; Diptera; Muscidae. The coding region runs from base 60 to 473 and encodes 137 amino acids. The transcript is spliced from 3 exons. The record is from RefSeq and is a predicted model, not a curated record. Gene Ontology annotation, biological process: mitochondrial respirasome assembly.
UUAACAUCGAUUUAAUUUUCUUUUCUUUUUAAGUUUAUAAGUUAAAGUAUUGAAUUAAAAUGGCCACAAGAACAAAUACAAUACAACACAAUUCGAGUGGCAGUGCCAAAUCUUCAUCUCUGAAAGAGAUUUGCAAUCGUGCAUUGACAGCAAAAUCAGAGUGGCUAGAUAAGGAUGAAUUCCUAGAUGUUAUCUAUUGGUCCCGUCAAGUACUUGGCAUUAUUUUGGGUAUCGUAUGGGGUAUUGUUCCAUUGAAAGGAUUUUUGGGACUUGUUUUAUUCGCUGGUAUUAGCUGUGGCCUAGUUUAUGUUUAUGCCAUUAAUUUCCAAUCAAUCGACGAAGAGGCUUAUGGUGGUGCUUGGGAAUUGAUAAAGGAGGGCUUUAUGACAUCAUUUGCGGGCUUUUUGGUAACGUGGAUUAUUUUCUAUACCGGCUUACACUACGACACUAUAAUGGAAGCAAAAGGACUUUGAGAUAUCUGAAUAUCUGAUCUUUAGACGCAAAUUAGUAGUUAAUUAAAUUGUUUAGUUAUUCAUUUAUAAAAGUAUAAAG